GGCGCUCUUGUUGUCAUGGCUCCAGCUGCCUCACACACCAACAUGAUCCUCUACACCGCGCUAGUGGCCGCGCUCCUCACAGCUCCGACGGCUACCCUGACAGGAGUGAACGGGUGCUCUCCUGGGUUUGUGGACAUCAACGGUGAGUGCUUCUCCUUCAGACCGGAGGUGUCCUUGGACUGGGAAGACUCUCAGGUCUACUGUACCAACACCAGUUACUCCAUCGGCCUGGCUGAGGUCAAGAACGCCAACACCCACAGGGAAGUCUAUGAGUACAUCAAAACCUAUGGUCUUACUGGUUCCUUCUGGCUGGGGGCGUCAGACCUUGAAUACGACGGUGACUGGGUGUGGCUGGACGGCACCAGGGUCGAGAGAGGCACUCCCUUCUGGUCUCUCCACUACGGGGUCCUUGGCUGGUCCCAGGAACCUACCGGCGGCGCGGAGGAGAACUGCCUGGCGUUGGACAGCGGACGCUUCUUUUACUUCAAUGAUGUCGCCUGUGACAAAAUGAACCACCCUAUCUGCCAGGAGGCAUAGACGAAGAUUUUGUGAUGAGAAGGUGGCGACGGCGCUGCUGGAGUAGCGAUUAUGAAUGAAGUAGAGACCAUCGGGUGACGAAGCUGCUGUAUAAUCUAUUGCAGGUAUACUCGUUGCUACCGCUGAAGGCAGAUCCCCAAAAGUUAUCGUAUUACUGUACUCUAAGCAGUAAUAUUAAAUUUAUUGUAGGAAAUUGAAAAUAAAUUACCGAUGGACCUUCCGUAGUGUUGUAUGAGACGUAACAGUGUAAAAUAAACAAUAAAUAUAAGACAACGAA
Molecule: messenger RNA, 814 nt
Organism: Homarus americanus (American lobster)
Lineage: Eukaryota; Metazoa; Arthropoda; Malacostraca; Decapoda; Nephropidae
Product: C-type lectin domain family 17, member A-like
Exons: 4
Coding region: 16-537 (173 amino acids)
Source: RefSeq, a predicted model, not a curated record